AUGCACCACAGUGCCCUUGUCGGCCUUUUGGCCCUUGCCAGUGCUGCCUCAGCUAUCCCUGCCAAUCCUCAGCAGGCUCAUUCUACCUCCUCCAUCAAGAACUUGAGGUCCAAAAUUAAGAAUGUCGUCGUCUUGUGUAUGGAAAACCGGUCUGUUGACAACCUGCUCGGGGGCCAGACCAUCAAAGGCCUGGAAAACCCUAUCAAAAAUGGACCUUACUGCAACCCAUACAAUGUGACCGAUCCUUCGCAGGGAUCCCAUUGCACCGCUCUUAGGGACUACAACUCUGUCACUAGUGACCCCAGCCAUGCUGUCACCGGCAACACUAUGGAAUUCUACAGCGAAUGGACACCUGAUAACACACUAAUUGCGGAGGGCAAGCUGGUCCCGAAUAAUAAUGGUUUUAUCCACGAGCAAAUUCACAAUUACGGAUCCUCUGUCAAUAAGUCUGUGCUAGCCACCGAAGUCAUGAACUACUACACCGAAGACCAGGUCCCUGUUCUGACAUCUCUGGUCAACAACUUCUUGACCUUCAACCACUGGCACUCUGAUGUUGCUGGGCCCACAGAUCCUAAUCGUGCCGCUCUGGUAUCCGGCACCACCGCCGGCCACGGAUCCAACGAUGAUUCCUUCGGUACCUACUCCUUCUCCCAGCGAUCCAUCUUCCAACAAUUAGGCGAAACAAACCACACAUGGCUCAAUUACUGGGAUACCGCCGGCGGCACCGGUCCCGAGGCCCACUGGUUCGAGUGGACCAAAUCCUCCGACAAUACUGAAAAAGUCGUCCCAAUGACUAACUUCUACACCGAUGCCGCGAAGGGAGCUCUUCCCGAAUUCUCCUACCUCAACCCCUCGUGCUGUGGCGUUGGCACGACUUCCAUGCACGAUAGUGGUUUGAUCUCCGACGGCGAGGCCUUCAUCAAGAAGGUGUACGAGGCUCUCCGCGCCAGCCCUCAGUGGGAGGAAUCUCUCUUCAUUCUCACCUUCGAUGAGACUGGCGGUUUUCACGACCACGUCCCGCCCCCUCUGGCAACUCGUCCGGAUAACUUGACAUACACGGAGAAGGCCGCCAAUGGAGAAGAGUAUACCUAUGAAUUCAACCGUCUCGGUGGCCGUAUUCCCACUCUUCUAAUCUCGCCCUGGGUUAGCAAGGGAUUCGUCGAGCAGAAGGGGACUGAUGCCGAGGGCCAGACUGUCUCUUAUUCGGCUUCUUCUAUUCUCCGUACCCUGGGCUAUCUAUGGGAUUUCGAGCCGUUCAACCCUCGCGUUGAGGAUUCUGCGUCCUUUGAACAUCUGAUCCGGUCCGAAUCUCGCAAGAAUACUCCGUCCACCCUGCCGGGCCCUGCUUCGUUCACCCUGUGA
This is a messenger RNA of Penicillium expansum, 1362 nucleotides long. Its product is annotated as phosphoesterase superfamily protein. Lineage: Eukaryota; Fungi; Ascomycota; Eurotiomycetes; Eurotiales; Aspergillaceae. Gene Ontology annotation, molecular function: hydrolase activity, acting on ester bonds. The record is from RefSeq and is a predicted model, not a curated record. Gene Ontology annotation, biological process: phospholipid catabolic process. The transcript is spliced from 2 exons. Bases 1 to 1362 code for a protein of 453 amino acids.